UGGUAAUGGUGCAAAAGAAAAUGGCUCUCUGAACCUGAGAUGUUGAUCAAACAAUAAACCAGGAAGGGAUUAAAGAAGAGAGCUGAAACCAGGAAAAGGUCAUGAACCACAAAAGUAAAGUCACACACUGCUUGGGGAGCAAGUGUUGGAGAAAUCUGGGCUCAGAAGCCUGAGGAGAGAGGUUGCUUUUGAAGAGAGAGAAGGAUCCUGCUCAGGAUGCCAGCAUAGCUCCAGUAAAUGGGAUUGGCUGCUCCACUAGCCAGGCAGGACUAUGGCCACUGGACUGAGUGCACUUCUGCUUCUUGUUGUUUGGACCCUCAUCCAGGGUAUGCUGCUUCCUCCACACAAUGUGACACUAACAUCUGAAAAUUUCCACAUUUUCUUGAGAUGGGAGCCAGGUCAUGGUUCACACAGUGGAAACCAGUAUGAGGUUGAGUCUUGCAGCAGGUCUUCCAAAUGGACUAAGGUGGACACUUGCUGGAAGAACAGCACCAGAUCGUUCUGGACAUGUAAACUGUUUUUUGAAGACAUACAUAUCCUCUACUGGGCCAGGGUGAGAGCAGUGAAUGGAGUCAAUGUGUCUAAAUGGGUCAUCUCCAAUGAAUUGCAGCCAUACAGAGACACAAUCGUGGGUCCCCUUAAACUGAUGCUGUGGUCACAAGAUCAGAAUCUUACUGUAGAUAUCUCCAUACCACUUACUCCCUAUCAAAGGAAAAAUGGCUCCUAUAAGUCAGUCCAGAAGGUGCUGUCAAAAUUGCGGUUCGUACUCAGACUUUAUGAAGAAGGUGUUUUCCUCCUCCAAGUGAUCUGUAAGCCAAAGGGCAAGAAAACUCAGCACACAUUUCAGUACUUGAAACCAAAUACCAAUUACUGCAUCAGAGCCAGAGAAGAGGAUUCAGCCAAAAGCAAAGAGGCAGUACAAUGUACCAAGACAAAACUCAGUCCACGAAAUUUCCUCUGGGACCUGGUUGUUGCUCUGAUUGUCUUCACAGUGCUGCUUCUGCUGGGUGCAGCUGGCUUGUACUUCCUCAAACUCUAUGUGUAUCCAAGCAUCUCAGAAAUACCCUUCCCCAGAGUUCUGACUGUUCUGAAUGAAGAACCGAACAUGAAGGUCUGCACCAAGGCAUCUGCCUGUGACCUUGAAGGUGACUCGUUCUCUCUGCUUUCAGUGACUGGGCUUUCCUCCACAAGUCACUUCACAAUAGAGCAGAAAAAAACCCAAACCCAGCUGCUUCCAAGAGGCUACCAUGCCCAGAAAGUGGAUGAGUACUGUGCCAAUGGGUUUGACCUUGUCUACCACGAUAGUAAGACUUCUUGUAGUUCCUCCAACAAGCUGAGCUUUGCUGGUGCUGUAGACUCUGAAGCCUCUUUAUCAUCAGCAGGACUGGUAAAGGGUAGUGAUUCAAGUGAAGGACAGUACAUGUCCGCUUUGAAGACCCAGCUUCCUGACGGCUUCCUGGUGUCUCCUAAGAAGCCAUCUCCAGUGUCCACAGUCCUGGUCCAGGAUGGUUAUACAAGUGACAGUCACUACCAGACUGGUUCAGGGACCCCGACUCCUUUGAACCUCCAGAUUUAUUCCAAACGUACAUCUCUGGUGUCAGAAAGCAUCAACAGUAUCCCAUCAUAUCACUCAGGUGCAACCUUCUCUAAGGAUCUUAAAAAGAAAAUUAGUAGCAUGAGGACAGAGUGGCCACCUCUUUGCUGGGUAGGUAUUCCUCUCAGCUCUGUGAAACUGCAGGCCAGUGAGAAGACUGGAGGCCACCUUGUUCCAUCUCUUGGGGAUUUGUGUAAAUGCAGCCCUCCAACAAUGAAGGACUACAGUGUGCAAAAAGCAAGCCUGGGUCAGAGUGCCAAAGCAUGCCAGGAGUACCUGCCUGUGAGUCAAGAGCAGUGUGAUCUCUUGGAACAUACAGACUGUAGUAAUGAUGCUAGUAGUGACUCAUCCCCAGAGGCUAACAGCACUACGAAAAAGACUUCCUUUGGCUAUGAGUUACACCCUCAGGCCUGGUCCUGUACCCAGUGAUGAUGAAUCUGGGGAGACGGCACCAGGGUAUAGGGAGAUUUCCCACGUGUUUAUUCACAACAAGUGGGCUUGACUCUCAUCUUGUAUUAUGGUAUAAAACUGUGAAAAGCUUUGCACAGUGGGAUCAGACUCUGGAAUCAGGUCCAAACCAAAACCCAGCUCCCAGUCUAGAAAUCUGCAUUGCCCGAGUUGGAUUUUCACUGCUGGGAUGAUGAUACUUGGGUAGUUAUCCAACAGAGAUAAAUUUGAGCUGUGAAUUACUUAGGUGUACGAUUUUGGUGCCAGGCCACCUACAGUUGAAAUUCAGUCAGGCUCAUGGUUUUUUCUGAAGUUCCAAGUGAGUUUUUGAGUCCAUCUGAACAUGAUAUAUAAAGUAAGUAGAAAAGAAGGGAAAAGCUCACAAAAUAACUGUAAUUCUCUUACAGUUUUUGUGACAGAUAUGCUGGAAGUGUCCAGAUGAGUGCACACGUGUGGAUUGUGGUGCCUCAAAACUAUUUGAAGCACGACAAACCGUAAGUGGCAAAUUUGCAGCAUGGCACCAAAAUUUGAUACUGAAAAUUCUUUGUAUAAAAAAAAACAAACAAAAAACCACUGCAAAACCCCCACAAACCUGUCAUGGCUCAUGCUCCAGGAGUGUGCACUAGAGCAACUGGAGGCUGGGUCCUCCAGGGAGACGUUCUGGCUGACAGCUAGAGUGUCUCCACUGCUUUAGGUGUCCACCAGCUCCUUCAGCAUGCCAGGAGCUGGGAGGAGUGGAGAAAGAGCGGGAAUGGGGAAACAGCUACAGGGGCAUUUUGCCCUGCAGCAAACCUCAUGUGCAGGGAUGUGCAUGGAGGCAAAAAGCAGCAGCACAAAUUUGUGCCGCAGCAAAUGCACAUCCCUGCAUGUGGGGACAUGCCCACUCAGCAGGGAAUGAAUGUUUUCUGUCAUAUCUGGUGAGACACUGGAAACAGUGUAUAUAUUAUGUUGUAAAUAUUAAUUUUAUAACAGUAAUUUAUUAUGGAGAAAUCUCUUUAACGGCCUCAUAUUUCUGUGGUAUUGGAUGUCUCCAGCUCUGCAAAUAUGAAAUAAAACUGUAAUAUGCUGAAACAAACAUAAGAAAAAUAUACUAGGAAAAUCUGGGCAUUUCUUCUGGGGAAAGGGAAUGAUUUACUUUUCAGGACCCAGUUGUGAUAUGGUUACCCACGACAAGAUGAUUGCUUCAGUAGCUCUUGUGGUUUUGGAGCCCCCCUCUCAGAAUUUGUAGUUAUUUUUGGUUGAAAGUAACAGGUUUUGCCUUCUGAUUAUCUGAU
Alligator sinensis (Chinese alligator) is the source of this 3315-nucleotide messenger RNA. Its product is annotated as interleukin-10 receptor subunit alpha-like. NCBI's taxonomy places the organism in Eukaryota, Metazoa, Chordata, Crocodylia, Alligatoridae. The record is from RefSeq and is a predicted model, not a curated record. The transcript is spliced from 8 exons. The coding region runs from base 272 to 2023 and encodes 583 amino acids. Gene Ontology annotation, molecular function: protein binding.